Molecule: messenger RNA, 1784 nt
Organism: Microplitis demolitor
Lineage: Eukaryota; Metazoa; Arthropoda; Insecta; Hymenoptera; Braconidae
Gene: CARPA
Product: carbonic anhydrase-related protein 10
Exons: 10
Coding region: 381-1415 (344 amino acids)
Molecular function (GO): zinc ion binding; carbonate dehydratase activity
Source: RefSeq, a predicted model, not a curated record
UCGAACCGAAGGAUUGUGGAUACUCCCAGGAGUAAAACCGAGGAGAGGAAAAGAGAAAACGAGUAAAAUAAGUGGAAACUUGGAUCCCUCGGCUUAUCCGAAAAGUGGAUAAACGCUCUGGAUUUGCUAGUGCCUGGAUCUUGAGUUUAAUACCAUUAACCGAUAAUUAAUUGAGCUUAAUUAUUAAUUGAUUUAUCCAGUAAUCAAUUGUGCGAAAUUAACAAUUCAUCGUUGUCAAUUAGCUUUGAGCUUAAUUAAAUCUUCAAUAGUAGAUAAUUAUUAUUAUUUACUUGUGGCGUUCAAUUGGUCUGUUGAUAUUAAAUCAAGAGCCAACACACGUCAUCCAUGAAAUCCUUUCAAGAUCCACCGAUCGUCCAAGGAUGAGGAUGGAAAAUAUUAAAAUUUCUGUUUCUCUAUUAAGGACGAGGAUGCGCUUACAGAGGCUGCUUCUUUGUUUGCUUGGACUUUUUAUUUUGCUUAAUGAGUCCGAAGCCAGCUGGGAAGAAUGGUGGACCUACGAUGGUAUUUCUGGUCCUUCAUUCUGGGGUUUAAUAAAUCCGCAGUGGUCUCUGUGCAGCAAAGGAAGACGACAAAGUCCCAUCAACAUUGAGCCAGACAAGUUGCUUUUCGAUCCUCACCUUAGGCCAGUCCAGGUGGACAAACAUAAAGUUGCUGGAUAUCUACACAAUACUGGACAAUUUUUAGUAUUCAAAGCUGAUAAGGACGCAAAGACACGGGUAAACAUUACUGGUGGACCACUCGCGUAUCACUAUCAGUUUGAAGAAAUUUAUAUUCAUUAUGGGAUGACAAAUGAACAUGGAUCUGAGCAUCAAGUUAAUAAUUAUGCUUUUCCAGCAGAGAUUCAAGUAUACGGAUUCAAUGCUGAACUUUAUCACAAUAUGAGUGAAGCACAACACAAAAGCCAAGGUUUGGUUGCUAUUUCAUUGAUGGUUCAGCUCGGUGACUCACCAAAUCAAGAACUACGAAUAAUAACCAGUGUAUUCAAUAGCGUACAAUAUCGAUCUCAAAAAGCUCCAGUUGGUCAUCUGUCCCUUAAAGAACUGCUACCGGAUACUGAGGGAUAUAUGACAUAUGAGGGAAGCACAACACAUCCGGGAUGUUGGGAAACGACGGUCUGGCUCAUCGUCAACAAACCCAUCUAUAUGAGUGCUCAAGAGCUUUACGCAUUAAGAAGACUGAUGCAAGGAACUAAAGAUAUACCAAAAGCACCGCUUGGAAAUAACGGAAGGCCGAUUCAACUUCUCCAUCAUAGAACCAUACGGACAAAUAUCGAUUUUCGUAAAGCACCAGACGCUAAAUGUCCAUCCAUGGUACCAAACACCCAUUACAGAGACGAAUUUUUUUUUGCAGCAAACACAUGGUCUGAUGGAACAAUAAGUCGAAAUUCUCUCUGAACAUUUAAAAUAUCAAAAUAAAAUGAAUAAUUCUAAAUAAAAAAGAAGCAAUUUUGCUAACAAAAAAUACAAAAGGCUUUAGUGCACGUUCUUUGUCCAGAACGUAACGCUAAAAAAAAUUAUUAAACAUUAUUAUCAAAAAAAUAAAAAAAAAUAAAUACAUAACACAAAUCAAUAAUCAGAGCUUUACGUGUUUCGAUAAAUUCCCUAUUUAUUUUAUUUUCAAAUAAAAACGAUGAAAAGAUGUGGCGUUAAUUGCAAGAACAAUAAUGAUUUUUAAAAAUAAAAUUGACAGAUUUGUCGAUUGUUUUCUAGACGAAUAAUGUAAUCCGUAAGGAUAUAAUAAAAUUUAUAAACUGAAAGGUGUGU